AUGCAUACAACCGUCCUCACCAACGGUCACCCAGUUCGUUUGAAGCAAGGCAGAGCUUCGGACGCUACCGUCAUCUCGGAAAACCAAUGGCGCUCCCUUGGUCGUCCUCCUCUCGGGGCCACCUCUGAAACGGCAAACAGUGCCUACGGUGGUGAAAUUCACAUCCGCGGCCAAAUGCGAUGCUGUUUGUCCUUCUGCGGAACAGCCUUCACUGGCACGUUUUACGCCGUUGACGCCAACCUGAACCUCCUUGGUCUGGAUUGGUUCAAACAAUUAAGUUUAGUCGAUAUCCUGAUCAGCCGAAUCUGCAAUGCUCUACAUUUGUCGAAAACAUCCUGUGAAAAUACUUCGGACAUCAUCAACCAGUUCACCAUGGUUUUUCAACCCGGACUGGGACAGUUUUCUGCGAUACAGGCCACUCUUCACCUUAUGCCGGAAGCCAUACCGGUCUUCUUUCCGAAAAGACUGGUCCUAUACGCAUCGUUACCGCUGGUUGAGGCUGAGUUUGGACAUCUUAAACACGUAGCAGCCACUGGCCGGUAUCCGGAUCCUGAGAAUAUCUGA
This is a messenger RNA of Mesocestoides corti, 564 nucleotides long. The record is from the annotation of a GenBank genome assembly. Lineage: Eukaryota; Metazoa; Platyhelminthes; Cestoda; Cyclophyllidea; Mesocestoididae.